AUGAAGCAGUGCAACAUCCUGGCUGGGAUCUCCUGGAUCUGCGUUUCCUUGGGCCACACCAGUAUGAACCAGUAUGAACCAGAGGGGUGGGCGGGGCUGAACUUCGCCUCCGAGGCCGAGGCCGCGACCUUCGAGGGGAGGGUCCAGGAGAGGCUGAGACGGCGACAGCAGCGGGCAGAGAAGCAGUCGCUGCCCCCUCCCCCACCCCCCGGCAAUGAGCGUCGCGGGAGCCUCCCCAGGACCCCCAACCCUGACGGCCCCCCCAUCCCGGCCGUUCCCAUCCCCAAUCCCGACAUCACCCCCAGCCGCUACCGGGGGCUGCCCAACCCCCCCUCCGGCCCCUCCCCCACCCCCGGACCCCCCCCCGCCUCCGGGGACCCCAAAAAGGCCGGGGGGGGACGCAAGAAAAUCUCCAAGGCCGAUAUCGGGGCCCCCUCCGGCUUCAAGUGGUGCUCCGUGUGCUGCCUCUCGCCGUGGCCGCGCCUGCAGGACCUGUGCCGGCUGCAGCGCGUGCGGUGCCGCGCCCUCGGCGUCACCCGCCGCAACCUCGGCGACUUCGAGGUGGAGCUGCUGUGCGACUACCGGAGAGUGAGGGACGAGGAAUUUUACCUGGUGAAGUGGCGCGGGUACCCCCCCUCCGCCAACACCUGGGAGCCGCGCCGCAACCUGCGCUGCCGCGGCCUCCUGCAACAACUGCACUCCGACCUGGCCAAGGCACCUGGCGGCCCCGUCCGGCCCGGCCCUCGCGGCUUACCUGCCCGAGCCGUGUCUUACCUGGCCCAAAAGGCCGAGCAGCGCCGAGCCCUGCGCAGGUGGGAGCGUCACCUGAACCGCACCCGCAGCCACCGCGGCCGCAUCGCCGUGGAGAACGAGGUCGACCUGCACGGGCCCCCCCGCGACUUCGUCUACGUCAACGAGUACAAGGUGGGCGCGGGUGUGACGCUCACGCCGGUGGCCGCAGGUUGCGAGUGCCGGGAUUGCCUGGCCGAGGCCACCCUGGCCGGGGGGUGUUGCCCGGGCGCGUCGCACAACAGGUUCGCCUACAACGAGGCCGGGCAGGUGAGGAUCAGGGCGGGGCUGCCGAUCUACGAGUGCAACUCCAGGUGCCGCUGCGGCGCCGAGUGCCCGAACCGCGUGGUGCAGCGCGGCAUCCGCUACGACCUGUGCAUCUUCCGCACCGGCGACGGGCGCGGCUGGGGAGUGCGCACCCUGCAGCGCAUCCGCAAGAACUCCUUCGUCAUGGAGUACGUGGGCGAGAUCAUCACCUCGGAGGAGGCCGAGCGCCGGGGACAGGUGUACGACCGCCAGGGCGCCACGUACCUGUUCGACCUGGACUACGUGGAGGACGUGUACACCGUGGACGCCGCCCACUACGGCAACAUCUCGCACUUCGUCAACCACAGCUGUGACCCCAACCUGCAGGUGUACAACGUGUUCAUCGAGAACCUGGACCAGCGCCUGCCCCGCAUCGCUCUGUUUGCAACCAGACCCAUCCGGGCCGGGGAGGAGCUCACCUUUGACUACAACAUGCACGUGGACCCCGUGGACGCCGAGAGCACCCGCAUGGACUCCAACUUCGGGCUGGUGGGGGGGUCCCUGGGGGGCUCCCCCCGCGCCCGCGGCCGCAUCGAGUGCAAGUGUGGGGCGGCCUCGUGCCGCAAGUUCCUGUUCUGA
Messenger RNA from Sturnus vulgaris (Common starling), 1674 nucleotides. The record is from RefSeq and is a predicted model, not a curated record. Lineage: Eukaryota; Metazoa; Chordata; Aves; Passeriformes; Sturnidae.